Messenger RNA from Canariomyces notabilis, 1186 nucleotides. Its product is annotated as S-adenosyl-L-methionine-dependent methyltransferase. Gene Ontology annotation, molecular function: thiopurine S-methyltransferase activity. The transcript has 6 exons. Lineage: Eukaryota; Fungi; Ascomycota; Sordariomycetes; Sordariales; Chaetomiaceae. The record is from RefSeq and is a predicted model, not a curated record. The coding region runs from base 185 to 1024 and encodes 279 amino acids.
CCAACUGCGAUAGGUGGGGUCGGAAAGGGGCUGAAAACGGUAACUCUGGCAUUAAGAGGCCAUUUGGGCUUUGUCCGGAACGUCAUCGUUCCGCCACCGGGGCGUUGAACGGUUGCCCAAACUUCCAGAAGCAGUUGAUCGUCGACUCUUACCUACUGUUCGACCCGGCUUAAGAAGUUACACCAUGUCGGACCCAAACCCGGCCCCUACUGGGCGUCUUCUCUCCCAUUUCGCAAACAGAGAUCGGCAGCAGCAGAGCGCCGGCUGGUCCGAGCUAUGGGACGCAGACGAGAGCCAGCUCUGGGAUCGCGGGAUGCCGUCUCCCGCCUUGAUUGAUUUCCUCGACUCGGAGGGUGCCUCGCGCCUGACUGGAACGGAGGAUGGUCGCCGACCGAAGGCGCUUGUACCGGGCUGCGGACGGGGAUACGACGUGGUCAUGCUCGCCCUGCAUGGCUUCGACGCCUUUGGUCUUGAAGUCUCUCCAAAGGCCGUCGAGACGGCAAGAGAUCACGCCGAAAAGGAGCUCGCGAAACCGAGUGCAUACAGCUUUGCUGAUCAGGACGAUAAGCGCCUGACUGGCGCAGCAAAGGGAAUUGUUACUUUUGUGUGCGGCGACUUCUUCCAGAAUGACUGGGAAGCCGGGUGCUUCAGUGCCGGCGAACCUCGGGGGUUUGACUUGAUUUAUGACUACACUUUCCUAUGCGCUCUGCUGCCCGAGAUGCGGAAGGACUGGGCACGAAGGAUGAAGGAACUUCUUCGGCCCUCGGGUCUUCUUGUGUGCCUAGAGUUUCCGCUAUACAAAGACUUGACGGCACCCGGACCGCCGUGGGGCCUGCAGGGCGUACACUGGAAUCUUUUGGCAGAGGGUGGCGAUGGCAUCGUCGAUCAACAAACGUCAACGCUUGCUACAACUGGUGGCCAGGGGUCGUUCAAGAGGAUUCUUUACAUAAAGCCUGAGCGGUCGUAUGAGGUCGGUCGGGGAACAGAUAUGCUGAGUGUAUGGACUUUGAAGAGAGAAAGUUGAAUACAGGCCAUCAAGUAUGGCACUGGAGUGAGGUAGUUAGCGUACGUUUGCUCCUGCUGUCUCUUAUAAUCGUCGUCCGUUAGGCGGCAUAGUACCUGCUUCGCGUCAACCUAAGUCAUGAGCUACCUAAUCUGUCUCAACUUCCAGCUAUAGCGUACAGGU